Saccostrea cuccullata (small rock oyster) is the source of this 1971-nucleotide messenger RNA. RefSeq lists its product as uncharacterized. The transcript is spliced from 2 exons. Gene Ontology annotation, biological process: protein polyubiquitination; proteasome-mediated ubiquitin-dependent protein catabolic process. The coding region runs from base 53 to 1753 and encodes 566 amino acids. Lineage: Eukaryota; Metazoa; Mollusca; Bivalvia; Ostreida; Ostreidae. The record is from RefSeq and is a predicted model, not a curated record. Gene Ontology annotation, molecular function: protein binding; ubiquitin protein ligase activity; zinc ion binding.
AGAUGUAAAGCAGGAAGAUGAAGUAUACAAUUUGUCCUUCAUAACAACUCCAAUGGCAGCGGCUGAUUCGUUUGACCAAGACAUCGUAUUUGCUCAAGACCUUAUAAAGUGUACCCUUUGCAGCAACAGUGUAGAACUUUACUGUAAACCAUGCGGCCUCAAUAUAUGUGGAGGCUGUGCAGGAAGGCAUAUGUUAUCUACACCCGAAAAGAAACACGAUAUUGUAAAAUACGAUAAAAAGUAUCUGACUAGUCCAAAACCUUCAUGUCCAAGUCAUGAAGACCAAAUCUGCGAGCUCUUUUGUGAAAAAUGUAAUAUCGCUGUCUGUGCAAAAUGCAUAUCUAGUAAGGCUCAUUAUAACCACAGCAUCGUUGAAAUUUCAGUUGUCUUCAAGCAAAAGGUUAAUUUCAUAAUUCAAGAAACGAAAUCGUUAGAAGAAAAAAUUGCCCCUGAGUAUGAGAAAAUUCCUAAAGACUUAGAUGGGAAGGUGAAAGCCUUGAUUAAUAGUAAUACAUUACUAAAGAAAGAAAUUACAAGUUAUGGUGAAGAAUUGCAGAAACAAAUCAAAGAAACAGUCAAUAAAUAUGUGGACCAAAUUGAAACGAUGGAAAAACAGGACAUUGCUGACUUGAGAAAUAGCAUUUCUAGAUUCCAGAAUAUUACAGGGGAAGUCAAUCAUGCCAUUCAACAAAACAAAGAAGUGUUGAAAGCCAACGAUGUUCAGAUAUUCGAUUAUCAGUCUGUUAUAAAAAAGUUUCAGAAAGUUCCACCUCGUAUUAACGUGACGCCGCCUUGUUUUAAACCUAGUCUUGACAAAGGAAAACUUUUUGAAAACAUUGGAAUGUUAUCUGUAUCGACUAAAAAGCAGGAAGAUGAAUAUUUAAUUCAGUUGACGGAUAGCUCCGGGGCUGUGUUACCCAUGGCCAGGUCUUAUUUCAGGGAGCUUCUCCCAAGACCCAUGAUUAUUGCAACAGUAGAAUGUAACUAUAAAGAGUUGUACAAAAUCAGUUGCGUUUCCAAGGAAGAAGCUUGGAUAAGUGGCAACGACAAAACGAUGACAAGAUUCAACAAAGCAGGAUCGGUCCUUGAGGUGAUGAAAACCAAGUCUGGACGCUCAACCAAUGGUAUUGCUGUAACGAAAACUGGGAACCUUUUGUAUGCAGAUUGUUACGGUAGAAAGAUUGAAAUGGUGAAGAAAGGGAAAGUAAAGUCGAUAAUCAAAACUGAAUGGAAGCCAACAGAGGUUAGCUGUACACCUACUGGAGACAUCUUAGUCUCGUUGUGGAAUGACAAGCCCAUGGACAACAAACUAUUGAAGGUUCAAAAGUAUUCUGGGGAUUCAUUUGAGCUGAAGCAAGAGAUCCAGUUUGAUGAGAAUGAUAAAUCGCUUUUCCGAUGUGCAGGGGAUCAUACAGCACUUGUCACUGCUGAAAACAGGAAUGGAGACAUCUGUAUAGCAGACUGGAAUGCUGGAUCCUUGCUUAUAUUGGAUAAAAGUGGCAAAUUGAAGACGACUUACACUGGCUUUCAGGGCAAGGUAUUUGAUCCUAGGUAUGUGGCCACAGACAGUCACGGUCACAUUCUAGUCUCGGACUAUGACAGCAACUGUGUACAUAUUCUCAAUGAGUCUGGUCAUCUCGUCUCUCUGAUUGAGUAUCUCAGAAAACCCGAGGGUAUAGACGUCGAUGAUGAUAAUAACCUGUGGUUGGUGGAAAGAGAAGGAAAACUUAAAAUCAUCAAAUACAUGGAGUAGAUCCUGGAUUAGUGAGUUCAUUAGCAGUGUGAUUGCUUUCAUGCCAUUAUUUCCAAAUGUAGUGGGUAAUGACAUCAUGAAUUGCAAUAGGGAAUAACUGUGCUUCUUUAUCGGCCGACCUGUUUUUAUUUAAUCAUAAAGUAGAUUUUAUUUGAAAUAAAACUAAUUGAGAAAAGCAUGUUGUGGCCUUCAGUUAAUUUGAAAUUUUAUCGGAUGAA